Molecule: messenger RNA, 2315 nt
Organism: Anopheles aquasalis
Lineage: Eukaryota; Metazoa; Arthropoda; Insecta; Diptera; Culicidae
Gene: Dr
Product: muscle segmentation homeobox protein Drop
Biological process (GO): regulation of transcription by RNA polymerase II; embryonic morphogenesis
Cellular component (GO): nucleus
Molecular function (GO): RNA polymerase II transcription regulatory region sequence-specific DNA binding; DNA-binding transcription factor activity, RNA polymerase II-specific
Source: RefSeq, a predicted model, not a curated record
CUCGCCCGUACGCACGUCCGUCCGCUCGCAGGUGAACGAUUGAGCGUGAUUGAGAUUUUACGGGAGUUUAUCUCGUCGCACGCACGUUGAACACAUUACGUUGAGUGGCACAUUUUCACCGUGAUUCCAGACGAAGAAAAAAGGGGAAGAGAAAUACAUUUCCGAAUUCGAAUCCGAAUAGAAAAGAAGAUACAGAAGGCUUGUCACGAAGUAAGAACCACAGUGAAUGGAGUGUGCUGCAAGUGGUGUUGUGUUGUUGAGCGUGGUUCUGGAAGAGUGGAAAGCUGCACGUGGAUGUUAGAGGGUGCACAAGUGGUGAGAGAUCGUGGUUCGAUCGAUGAUCUGUUCUCCUGCGGAGUCUUGGUGACCGAACUGUGCAAUGUGCCGUGCCGAAUCAUCCGUCAUUUAGUGUGAUAUGUCGGUAGGAAGUAGCUAGAUGGGAGUCGAUCACGUGACUGCCUGACGGAUCCGCUUACGUUACCUAACAAUCGAACGCUACUUUGUCUGGGAGGCUCGAGAGGUGGAGUGUUCCAUUUCUAAAUAUUAUUUGUGCCGUGUCAGUGAAAGAAAGCUGGAAAGAGAGAGAGAGAGAGAGUGAGAGAUAGUGAGUGUGUGUUCUGUGCGCAUCAUCAGUUGAGGUCCGUUUUGUGAGAUCUUCAUGCUAAAAUCAUCAGGAAUGACUGUAACUCCGGUACGAAUGGCGAUGACCAGCCCGACGGUGCCCAUGCAGCAGCAGAAAAGCAACUCUCGGAUCAGCAACUUCAGCGUGGCCUCGUUGCUAGCGGAUACGCGACCAAAGACGCCCAGCAGCCAGCAUGCCAUCAUCACCACCUCCAUCGCGGCGACCACGCCAACGUCGACACACACCCCGCACAUGCCCCCGGCCCACGGACACGGACCGCACGGGGGGCUACUGGGUGCCACGAUGACGACGACCACGAUGACCCCGCUAACGACACCGCCAGCGACACUGCCCGGGAGGUCACCCGAAAUAAUCCGUGACCUGCUACCGGCCAACCUGUCCUCCCAGACCAGCUCAUCGUCCCCGCGCUCCCAACACGAUGCCAGCUCACUCAAGAAUGUCGACGCGGACCGGGCGGACACGCCACACAGUCUGCUCGACUGUUCCGACGAUUACGAUUCGAACCACGACGAGGAGGAGGACUCGAUCGUCGAUAUCGAGGAUAUGGACCAGCACGACCAUGACCUGAGUGAAAGCGGAUCCCAUCGGGGCCGCAAGGGUAGCGGAUCGCCCGGAUCACCGUCGGCCCUGGGACUCGGAUCGCACGGUUCUCCACAGGCGGCACUGGCCGCGGCCGCCGCCGCCGCCGGUGGUCAUGUGCCGAUCCGACCGACGCCCUUCAGUGCCCUGGCAGCGGCGGCCGCUGCCUGGGGUGGCAUGGCCGGCGGUGGCGUUCCUUGGCCCGGUGCCCGCCAAAUGCCCCCCUUCGGUCCACCCGGCCUCUUCCCUGGCCAAGGCUUCGGUGCUGGUCAACUAGGUGGAGAUAAUGAGCCGCCUCGUAUCAAGUGCAACCUGCGGAAACACAAACCGAACCGGAAGCCUCGCACGCCCUUCACCACCCAGCAGCUGCUGUCACUCGAGAAGAAGUUUCGCGAGAAGCAAUACCUAAGCAUAGCGGAGCGGGCCGAGUUCAGUUCGUCACUUCGGUUGACCGAGACGCAAGUCAAAAUAUGGUUCCAAAACCGGCGCGCCAAGGCGAAGCGACUGCAGGAAGCUGAGCUGGAGAAGAUCAAGAUGGCGGCUCUCGGUCGGGCACCCGGUGCCCAGCUGUACAUGGGCUACUUCCAUCCCAGCCUGAUGGGUGGUGCGAUGCAUCUUGGGUAGGGCUCCAGCAGUGUGGCCAGCGCCAGAUCGCUGAGUCUACCACCCCACCCACCACCACCACAACCACCAUCAUCACCAUCACCACCAACCAACAUAAACCAACAACCUACCAACCAAUCAACCAUUGUGAAUACUAGCAUUUAAGUGUCUUGCCCUACACGACUGUUAUCGUACUCCUUAAGAUCAGUCCCGUGAGGUUACGUUUACGUAUUUAUUGUUUUAAUUUCCCUCCCAACGAACGAUGCCGUCUGCCCAAUGUUUACUCAAGCCCCUCUUCAGGAAUCUUCACGCCCUCCCAUCAAAGAGAUGAGGCAAAGUGAGAAGAGUUAAAUUUUAUUUAUUCCCAAACGCCUCUCCGACACACCGAUGCCGACGGAAACGAUGGCCCGGGACCGAGCUGGCUAAUAUUUUUGUAAAUAUCAAUCAGUUUUAUGAUGUGCGAUGACGUUUGGCCACCCCCCCCCCCCCC